Molecule: messenger RNA, 6133 nt
Organism: Brassica rapa (field mustard)
Lineage: Eukaryota; Viridiplantae; Streptophyta; Magnoliopsida; Brassicales; Brassicaceae
Product: F-box protein At3g08750-like
Molecular function (GO): protein binding
Source: RefSeq, a predicted model, not a curated record
GGUUUUUUUUGUGUGUUGUUGCUGAUCAGGUUUGUAUAACUGGCAGAAGAAAAUGGUUGGUAAGAUUGUUCUGGAAACUGGAGAUAUCUUGAGUCCACCAAAGCCUGAUGAGAGUUCACGCAAAAUGGUUACUUCAGAGUCUCAAGCUGCUGAUGAUCUUAAGGCAAAAGGAGAUAUGCUCAAAGACAGCUCCGGUGAUUUGAUUGGAAAUGAAGAGUCGGUUGUGUCAGAAAAGCCUGAUGAGAGUUCACGCAAAAUGGCUACUUCAGAGUCUCAAGCUGCUGAUGAUCUCAAGGCAAAAGGAGAUAUGCUCAAAGACAGCUCCGGUGAUUUGAUUGGAAAUGAAGACUCGGUUGUGUCAGAAAAGAAUAUUCCUCAGGAUCUUAUUGAAUUGAUUCUUCAACGCCUUCCAGUGAAGUCAAUUUUUCGCUUCAAAUUGACUUGCAAAGACUGGAGGAGUCUCUCUACCCUCCCAAGGUUUAUCUACAAACACUUACAAGUUAGUCAGAGGCGGCUGUUUCUUCACAUAAGGGGCUCUCAAGUUUGGCAGCUUGAUCUAGAAACUGCGACAUAUUCAAGGAUCCAAGACUUUGGAGAAGAAAUUGGAAGCAUCUCACACUGUGAUGGCCUGGUUCUGUUGAGCACAUCUUGCUAUGAGCCUUCAACCAAAACUCUCUCAAGGAGGAUAGCUAUAUGGAGUUGCUCUCAUGGUGAAUGCGCCUGGAUACCUAGAAUUGGGCUCUCCUUCUAUGAUUUCUACUGCCUAGGGAGAGAUAGCAAGAAAUCCUACAAAGUAUUGCGAUUCACACAUGGAAGACAUGAUCAGGGUGAUUUUGAAGCAGAAGCAGAAGCUGAGUUAUAUGAUCUUGACUCACAUCGCUGGAAGACUGUUGAGAUAAUAGAUGACUGGAUUACACAUGGCAACGGCAACUUUGGAGUCGUGUCCGUUGAAACGAGCUCAUAUUGGGUUGCUGCGACAGAGGGUAAAUAUUUUGUCCAGAGCUUUGACUUCACUGCCGAAUGUUUUAGAGCCAUAACUCUCCCAAAAGCAGUUGCUCUCUCUGGUGGAAAAACACUGGCUCUGUCGCCAUUUGAACACCAAAAGCUGUCUAUUUUGUGUCAGAUAGCAGACAAAACCGAGCUUUGGAUUACUCAGGUUGGAGAUGUUGUGAAUUGGGAGAGGUUUCUUGUUUUUAGAGGACAUCAGCUUAUACCUCACAAUCCAGCCUUUCUCAUCAUGGAAAAAAUGGUCAAGGUGUUUUGUGAAGAAGUAACGGUUGAUAGAAGUUUUGCUAAGAUCAAAAUCAGACAGAUAGGUCAGGGCGGCUUUGAAGAUACCCAAAUAGCUCAAUAUCGAUUUGAUAGGCCUACAAGGAGUUGCCUGUAUACAGAGAGUCUGGUUCCCUUGCCAUGAGGUGCGUUUGGUUUUUAUUAGGUAUUUUCUUAAGGUGCGUUAGGUUUUUAUGAGGUGCGUUUGGUUUCAAUGACAAUAUUUUCUUAUGCGUUUGGUUUCAAUAACAAUAUUUUCUUAGGCGUUUGGUUUUGAUGAGGUGCGUUUGGUUUUUCUUAUGCAGGUACAAUGUUUCUGAGGCAAAGCAUCAAUAUAGUCUUCGGUGACAGAACAGUUUUUUUUUUCUCUGGGAGUAUGAUAGGAAACCAGAUGCGGCAGACAAGGUGUUUCUGAACAUGUUAAUACAAAUUUGUUGUAGAUUUGCUUAAGAGAUUCUUUUUGGAUUGGGAUACAGAGAUACUAUAGAGUCAACGGUAAAGUACAGUUUUUUUCCUGAGAGAGUAUGAUAGGAAACUAGAGGAGGGAGAGCAAAGUGUCUCUUUAACAUGUUCUUGUUGUGGAUUUGGUUACAGAUUCUUUUUGGAUUGAAAUACAUAGUCAGUCAAGUGAACUGAACUUUUACUGAAUUCAAAGUUGAGAUCCAUCUCUGAUGGUGGUGUUUGCUGUGUUGUUUGGUUGAUAAUCUUGUUCACACUGAUAGCUUAUGCUUUCAGUGACUUAGUCUUGUCCAGAUGGUCUUUUUCUGAUGUUUUUCAAGAACAUGAAGAUUCCAAACAUACACAUAACAAAUGACAAAGAGCAAAGAAACUUUCACUAUAAAAGAGAGAGAGAAGGCGACCCUCUUAUUACAAAUAAGAAGAACUAAAUACAUUAGCCUUUAGUGCCUCAAACUUCAUUAGUUUGAUGAAACCAGUUAUGAGCAUACAUCCCACAAUAAAGAGAGCAAUCCUUGGCCUUGCAGACCAAGAUUUGGCUUCCAACAACUCAUUCCUAACCCUUUAGAUAUAUGAGCUUCGACCUUCACCUUCGUUUCCAUCUGCUCAAACACACUUUCUUGUUAGUGUCUUUCACCUCUGCUUCAAGUCUUGCAUUUUGGUAAGCCACUGACUCUGUGUCAUCUAACAAAGCUUCAUACACCCAUUUGAAAGCACGAUUGUCAUUGUUUGCAUAAGGGUGGUAGCUUGGAACCUCAAGGAUGGUCUCAAGACUAGAACCAUCCACAAUGGGCAAACACAUGCAUAUACUUGACAAGAGAUUUGUUGAACAAUGGAAGGGUAUCUUCCAAUCAAAUCAAUCUGAAACUUAGCCUUAUCAAACCCAGUGACUGGAUGAAGAUCAUUCAAGAAUGUGGGUAUCAACUCUGAUCCAUCAGCGCCAUCUUUAAUACAUCCGUUCCAUGAGCUCUUCAGCUAAGUCAGUCAAAGAGAAAUAUCAAAAGCCAUUGGUGAUAAUCAGAAACCCUUAAAAACUCAAGGUAGCAGUAGCAACAACCAGCAAUGUAAGAUAUACAGAGAAAGCUUUCUAAAAGAGAGAAGUGAAUUAGGUAAAUUUUAGUAAACUUUUUUUUUUUUUUUUUUUUACUUUUAUCACUUGCAGAAGAGUGUUGUAGUUAUUCCCUCGCAGCCUUGAGGUGAUUUGCUUCGGCCAAGUGUAUGUAUGUAGCUUUCUAUUACACGCCACCCCUUUGCAAGAGAUGUGUUUAUUUUUGGGUCUCUUUUAUUUUCGACAGCUAGAUCAUUUUAAUUUAGUCUGUAAUCAAAUUAAUUUGGGUAAUCAACACAAUAAUGAAGUGUAUAUCGGACUUUUAAAUUCAUUAAGAGAAAGACAUGUCGGUAAAUCUUUUAUUCUUAUUUGUGCCGUUCGACUUUACGACCUAUAUCGCAGAUCCAAUCCCGGCGAAGAACAACAGAAAGCCAUUGGAGCAGAAGAAUGAAAAUGAUAUCGCGUAGACUUACUCCUCGCCUGUCUCCGCCAAGGAGAUGUCAGUUAAGUCUUUCGACAAAGUUCUGUUGGAGAAGGAGUUGGAAGAUGGAGGAGUUCAAACCAAACAUGGUCAUAUGUUGAUCAAUGUCAGAAAACUGGAUGCGUGGGGGAUACUUGCUUCCAUCAAUGUCAAUUUUCAGCUGAUGGAAAAGCCAUUAAGAGCCACUUUACCUGCGAUGGAAACAGUGGGAUUGCAAAAGUGAUUGUCAGUACGAAUUGCAUGAUGACUAGAGGAAAAGAGACGGAGAGAAACCUACCAAGUACUUCGUUAAAUGGCCACUCAAACAUGUCUAUGGCAUUCAGGUGGCAGAAAAGAACAAGGAGACAUAACUGGAAGCAAUGGAGGAAUAAAAAAGGACGAAGGAAGAAGAGGCCAUGAGUCAAAAGAAAGAUGAAGAUGAUCUCAUGGAACUCCAUAAACAAGAAGCUCUCUUAACUGCAUAAGAAGAAGGAGAAAACAGACAAUCUGAUCAAGGUCACUCAUUGACUCACACUUUCCCCUUUUAACUCACUAAAAUGCAUCGGUGGAAUUGAUCACUGCUACUGCUUGCACUGAGAAUAGAUGGAAGUUUUCAUGAUUGUAAUUCUGCUCAUCUACACCCGUUCAACGCUUUGGUUUGUUUCAUUUUCUCAAGCUUGAAUCCUUUCAGCGUGGAUAUAGAGUCUUUUAUGCUAAAAAUACUGUUUCCUUGGACUCUAAAGUCGUAAAUGAUAUCACAAAGAUAUUUGAUACGAUUAAGUAUUUAGAAGCGCAACGUUAGUAUACAUCUCUUACAAAGUCGCAAACCAUAAACAUUAUGUUGUACAAAUAUCGACGAAUUGUACAAGUCACCAUAUACAUAUUGCCUCAUAACGAAUUGUACAAGUCACAGGACACAUUUGAACUUAUUAUUUGAAGUUAAAAACAAGACAAGAGUACGGCUUUAAAAAAAAUAACUUGUUGCUGAAGCAAACAAAUGUUUUAACAAGCAAAAAAAUAACUUGUUGCUUGCAGGCCAGUAGCCUUGUACUUUGCUUUGUCUGUUUUGUACAUGAACAACACACGAGCAUGUCAACGUUACCACCAAACAAGUUUUGUUAUUUGUUUGAUAAAUAUCAUAACCUUGGGUUCGAAAAAAAAAAAAGAAGAGAACAAACCGUAAGAACGACAAUAGAUUGGUGUUUUAUAACGCCAAAGUUGAAGUUGAGAAGCUCUCACUUCUUGACUUGAGAGGUUUUAGAGUGGCUGAAACAGAGCGACCCUUGGGCUUAAGUAGAGCGAACCCUUAUUGACUCUAUGCACGUUCGUCUUGUGUUAGUUACUCAUCUCGAUUGGUAUCUAGCUAACGUGAAACAUAAACUUAGAAAGUAUGCAAGUGAUGCUAGAUUUAAGAACUUUGUGUGUACCAGUUUAUGCUAACGGCUUGAUUUGAAUGUCCAAACUUUAGCAAAACUUUGCUUUCUUAAAAUCUCACAUUCACAAAACUUCAAACCUAUGGUAUCUCAACAUAUACCUGUUGCCGUUACUUCUUCCACAAGAGGCACAGACAUUAAAAUUCUUGUAGCUUAAGAUUCCAAACAAUUUAGCAUGCUAAAAUCCAACAAACCUAGCUAGCUAGCUAGAGAAAAAGAAACUAAAUAAAAUAUUAUACAAAAAAAACGAGCAAUAUCGAAACGUACGAAUCACUUCUCCUCCUCGUCCUUUGUUGGAUUCUUCCUCGUCCUUUGUUGGAUUCUUCUGCAAGGUUAUGCGAAGAGAAGAUAACCACAGUUCCUUGGAUCGGUUUUAAUGGUCAGCUCGGUGGAACAGUUUGUGCACUUGAAGUAGAACCUAUAAAUUUCAAUCCCUAGGUAUGUUUCUUCGGUGACUUGUUCUACACGUCUAUUGAAUUUGGUGCCCUCCGACAUGUAAUUACCACACUUGUUGCAACGAGCAGGCACCGGAAGCAUAAAUCGAUUCUUUUUCUGAUGGUUCUUCGGUUUCAGGAGGCGAGGUAUCAUCUUCGGAUCAAAGUCUGCCGGAUAAUUCUUGUUUAGGACUUUGCGUUCUGCCAUAUCUUCACAACACAACGAAUGGUUUGAAUCAGAAUAGUUAAGGGUUUUAAUUCUACUCUCUGCUUUAGAACUAAGAGCCUUGACCACCUCUCUUUUUAUAAUACUCGAAUUUUCCUUAUCCCAAUUGUGUUAACAAACCGACUUUGAUAAAUAAAAGGAAAAUAACCUUUUUGUUUUUUUGGUUCAAAAAAUAAAAGGAAACUAACCAUUAUCAGGUUUUGUAUUGUAAAAAAAUUAUCUAGUAUGUGUGUUUUAAAUACGGCCGAAUGUAGUUGGGCUUGUGAUGUUUAGUUGUGGGCUUAGUGUCAAUAUCGGCUUCUCUGGACUACGCAUAGCUCUAAAGAAGGAUAUCAAAAAAAAGAAAAAAAAAUCUCCGCAGACGCGCAUCUCUAUAGACUUUUGACAGAGAAGAGAACCUCUAAGAUCGGAAUCCAUGGAAUCGCUCAAAGGAAAAGGGAAAGGAUCGAGGGGAGCUUUGGAGCUCCUCAAGGAAUGGACCAAUUGGUCUCUGAAGAAGGCCAAAGUCGCGACUCACUACGGCUUCAUCCCUCUCAUCAUCGUCAUCGGCAUGAACUCCGAUCCUAAGCCACAUCUCUUCCAACUCCUUAGCCCUGUCUGAUCCUCCUGUUUCAUCAUCAUCAUCUUCGUCAAAACCAGAUCAAUCAAUCCUUUCCGAUCUUCUCGUUAGAUCUUCUUUAUGUUCAGUAACUAAGUUUUCAAAUGCUUUCUCUAUGGUUCUUGUCUGUAUGGAAUCAGUUAGCUUAUGAUAAUGUUCAUUUAGCAAGAACCAGUAAUGCUUUUGAUUAAGAAUUGAAAGUUUAUUUA